Molecule: messenger RNA, 2238 nt
Organism: Hansenula anomala
Lineage: Eukaryota; Fungi; Ascomycota; Saccharomycetes; Phaffomycetales; Wickerhamomycetaceae
Gene: EGH1
Product: hydrolase
Exons: 2
Coding region: 1-2238 (745 amino acids)
Biological process (GO): carbohydrate metabolic process; ergosteryl 3-beta-D-glucoside catabolic process
Molecular function (GO): steryl-beta-glucosidase activity
Source: RefSeq, a predicted model, not a curated record
AUGUCACUCCUCAAGGGCAAGAUCAGAACUCAUAAGGGCUCAUUUGUUGAUGAGCUUGGAAGAAUCAUUCAGUUGAAAGGGAUCAACUUAGAUGGUGGCUCCAAAUACCCAAAGACUCCCUACUACCCAUCGCAUAAACCCGUGAAAGGUAAUGAGGGUCUGUUUUUUGAUGGUGAUCAUGUCUCUUUUGUGGGUAGACCAUUCCCCUUGGAUGAAGCGCCUGAGCACAUUAAAAGAAUCAAAAGUUUGGGAUAUAACAGCAUCAGAUACAUUUUCACUUGGGAAGCGAUUGAACAUGAAGGUCCAGGAAAGUAUGAUGAACAGUUCAUAGACUACACUAUUGAAGUUUUGAAGAUUAUUGAUGAAAUAGGAGGACUGUAUGUUUAUCUUGAUCCACAUCAAGAUGUUUGGUCGAGACAUUCAGGUGGUGACGGUGCUCCAAUGUGGACUUUAUACGCUGCUGGCUUUGAUCCAAAAACCUUUGAUAAAACUGAGGCUGCUGUGUUGCAGAACUAUUUUCCUCAUGAUCCUAAAGCGUAUCCUAAAAUGCUUUGGACAACAAAUUAUAAACGUUUAGUUGCAGGGUCAAUGUUCACCUUAUUCUUUGCUGGGAAAUCGCUUGCUCCAAAAGCAAUUAUCAAUGGUGUGAACAUUCAAGACUAUUUACAAGAUCAUUUUAUUGCCAGUGUUGGGUAUUUGGUGCAAAGAAUUAAAGAUGCUGCUCCCAAAUUAUUUGAAAAAACCAUUAUAGGAGUGGAGACAAUGAAUGAACCAAACCCAGGAUACAUUGGAACUCCAGAGAUUGACAAAAUACCGGAUAAUCAGAACUUGAGGUUGGGGACUUGUCCAACUAUGUUCCAGUCAGUAAAGCUUGGUGUUGGUAUACCUACAGAAGUUGAUGAGUACAAAAUUUCGGUUUUCGGUCCUAAAAAGACUGGUACAAAUCUUAUUGAUCCUGAUGGGACAAUUGCAUGGUUAACUUCUGAUGAAUUUGACAAACAUUAUGGAUUCAAAAGAAGUUCUGUAUGGAAAUUAGGAGAAUGUAUAUGGGCUCAACAUGGUGUGUGGGAUGUUGAAACUACGACAUUACUUGAACCUGACUAUUUUGCGACAGACCCAUCAACAGGCGCUAAAGUGGAUGAGGACUACUUCAUCAAUAACUAUUAUAUUGAUUAUUACAAGAAAUUUAGAAAGGCAGUGAGAGAUAUUUUACCUGAUACUUUUAUAUUUUUACAGUCACCACCUCUUCAAAUUCCACCAAGGUUAAUAGGGACUGAUUUGAUUGAUAGUAAUACGGUGUUUUGUCCUCAUUAUUAUGAUGGUAUGUCAUUAAUGUUCAAAACAUGGAAUAAGAAAUAUAAUGUUGAUACUUUGGGAAUAAUGAGAGGUCGUUACUCAAACCCAGUCUUUGGAAUUGUCCUUGGUGAAGCUAAUAUCAGAAAAAGCUUCAAGAAUCAAUUGCUUGAAAUGUCACUUGAAAGCCAGGAUAACUUAGGUAAAGAUGUUCCCGUUAUGUUUACUGAAAUAGGUAUGCCUUUUGAUAUGGAUGACAAGAAAGCCUAUAAUGACGACGACUUCUCCUCUCAGACAAGUGCUUUAGAUGCAUUAGGAUUCGCUUUGGAAGGAAAUAAUUUAUCACACUCUUGGUGGUGCUACACAUCUGAUAAUUGUCAUAAAUGGGGUGAUAGGUUUAAUAAUGAGGAUUUUUCAUUCUGGUCUAAAGAUGAUGAUCUUGAUGCUAGCACAUUAAAAAAAUUGGCAUUCCAAGAACAUUCAGCUAGUGUUACAGAUUUUGAUUCUGAUACUGGAACAUUGACAGGAAGCUCAUCUGCCUUGAGAAGUCAAUAUGGUACCACAUACUCUUCCUCAUCGGAUAAACCAAGUCACGAAGGAUUGAGGGCAAUUGACUCCAUAAUACGGCCAUAUCCUUUAGCAUUGAAUGGUACCUUUUUAGAUGCUGACUUUGAUCUGCAACAAGUUAAAUACACUUUGAAGUUGAAUGGAAAAGAUGUUUCACAGUCAUCUACAAGGAUUUAUUUACCUCAUUGGCAUUUUCCUUCUGGUGACACUGAUAUUGAUAUUACCUCCGGAAGUGUUACGAUUGAUGAAGAGCUUGAAGUUCUUGAGUGGUCCCAUUUGGGUGGAGAACAAACUAUUGUCAUCAAAAACCUCAAUGUCAAAGAAGCUGAACAAGGGUGGAGUUCUUGUUUUUCAAGUAUCAUCAAUUCUUGCUGUUGA